GUCAACUUCUGUUCCACCUUUCUUGUUGAAUGCUGACACGACGUCUUAUCUCAAACGCAAAACAAAUCGAAGAACCAAAAUAACAUCGGUCUAACGAUUUUCGUUGCGUAUUUACUUACGCGUCACUGUAUAAGAGGUAGACAAACAACAGCUUAGAGGCAGAGAUGAAGAAUUGAUUUUUCUUCAUCUACAAAGACGGUUCCUACACCUAUGUGCUUUUGGACCGGAGGUCAAUCCGUGCAUACUCCGUACUGGUAGUUCGGUAAUUAGCUAAUCGAUCCGGUGAUUCCAUUCAACAAUGACGAGAUGGCUCUCGAGCUGAGUGUUUUGACUCUGAACAUUUGGGGAAUCCCAUACGUGUCCAAGGACCGGGCCGUGCGAGUUGAGGCCAUCGGUGAUGUACUAUCCAGUGGCAACUACGAUAUCGUAUCGCUGCAGGAAGUUUGGUCCGACAGCGAUUAUCAGUAUUUGAAGAAGCGGGUCGAAGGAGUGCUUCCAUUUGCUCAUUACUUUUACAGCGGAGUUGUCGGAUCCGGACUAGCUUUACUCUCCAGAUACCCAAUAGUAUCGGCCUUGUUUCAUGCAUGGUCGGUCAAUGGAUAUGUGCAUCGGAUACAACACGGGGACUGGUUUGGCGGGAAGGGGGUUGGACUCGCCAAGAUUGCCGUCAAUGAUCAGCUGGUGAACGUGUAUGCUGCUCAUCUCCAUGCCGAGUACGAUCGUAAAUGUGACGACUACAUGGCCCAUCGGGUGAUCCAGGCGUACGAUACGGCUCAGUUCAUCGAAAGCACCCGGGGCAAUGCGGUAAUGCAGAUUCUGGCCGGAGAUUUGAACACCGAACCGGGAGAUCUUGCGUAUCGAGUGCUUCAAACCAACGCUAAACUGAUCGAUACUGCUGACAAGAAACUGUAUGCUGCCGGUCAUCUGGGAACGAACGAGAUUGGCCGAAACAGCUACACCGAUCCAGAAACGGGCAAAAAGUAUCCUCAGGGAAAGCGAAUCGACUACAUAAUGUAUCGAAUUGGGGAACAUUUCGAGGGUCGUCUGCUGGAACAUCGUCUUCCUCUGCCGGAUCGCAUCCCAGGAAAGGAUAUUAGUUACUCGGAUCACGAGGCGGUCUAUGCCAAGAUCAUCCUGAAGAAGACGAAUUCAUCAACAAUUCAACAACUGAUGGCUUGUGGUAGUGGCGAGGGGUCACACGGGAAGUGCGAUUAUAAUGACCAGGAGACGAUUCUUGCUCUGAGGGAAAGUAUCGUUAUUUGUAACGAAAGUCUGAAGCAACUGGAUUCGCACAAGCGAAGCUACACGCUGAUGGCGAUCGGGGUGAUUAUCGUUUUGCUCAACAUGCUCGAACUGGAAGCCCCUUAUGGUUUGAAGAGUGCGUAUCUGCUGCUGAAGUUCCUGCUAUGUGGGUUCGUAAUUUUCUUCAUCUUCAUGGCGACGAUUUGGAACGUGAUGGAGAAGCAUGGAAUCCUGGCCGGAAAGCUAUCGAUGGAGAUUGCACUGAAGGGGUACAAAGAUGUUGGGUUCAUCGAGCAUCACGGAGGUGGCCCGGAUAUUGCUCAUUAGAAUUGGAGUUAGGACGGCACGUUUCAAUUGACAAAGUAGUAUUUCAAAUGUAAAAUAAUGCAUUUGACUGGAGAGCUCGCACUGAUUUUUGAUCUUCUGCUGCAUGAUUUUUAGAUAAUAGGACAAUCGAUUUUAAUUGACUUUACACCGUUCUGAUUAUGAUAAAGUAUGAGCCAAAUCCAUCUAAAUAUUUGUACAUUAAUUAUAUAUUAUAUAAUUCUGGUAAAGAAAGUCUCACUGAAUGAAUCCGUUAUAAGAACAGACACGUAUCAUUGCUCCAACUAUGUAAUAGUAUUUUAAAUCAUAUAUCAAAAAUAAACGGACAUACUAACUUA
Messenger RNA from Aedes aegypti (yellow fever mosquito), 1904 nucleotides. It is a transcript of the gene nSMase, whose product is annotated as putative neutral sphingomyelinase. Lineage: Eukaryota; Metazoa; Arthropoda; Insecta; Diptera; Culicidae. The transcript is spliced from 4 exons. The record is from RefSeq and is a predicted model, not a curated record. The coding region runs from base 307 to 1569 and encodes 420 amino acids. Gene Ontology annotation, molecular function: sphingomyelin phosphodiesterase activity. Gene Ontology annotation, cellular component: cytoplasm.